Melanaphis sacchari is the source of this 1201-nucleotide messenger RNA. RefSeq names its product cathepsin B-like cysteine proteinase 3. Bases 97 to 1113 code for a protein of 338 amino acids. The transcript has 6 exons. The record is from RefSeq and is a predicted model, not a curated record. Gene Ontology annotation, molecular function: cysteine-type endopeptidase activity. Gene Ontology annotation, biological process: regulation of catalytic activity. Lineage: Eukaryota; Metazoa; Arthropoda; Insecta; Hemiptera; Aphididae. Gene Ontology annotation, cellular component: lysosome.
AACGUUAAGCUCACUGGUUUCUGUUGUAAUUGCUGCAACAGGUUCUUUUUCGUUAAGUUUUAUCUUAUAUAAUUAUUUUCCAGCCAAACUGAUAAAAUGGCUCGAUUAGCAAUUUUGUUGUCCGUGGUAUUAUUUAGCGUAUAUCAGUCUGAACAAGCAUAUUUCUUGGAGAAAAAUUACAUCAAUAUGAUCAAUGAAGGAGCCAAAACCUGGAAGGCUGGUAUUAACUUCGAUCCGAGCACGUCAAAGGAAGAUAUCAUUAAGCUGUUGGGAUCUACAGGGGUAGAAUCUGCCAAGAAGGCGAGUAUCGAUUUAUUUAAAACGGACGAUGAUGCUUACGAAAAUAUUUGGAUCCCGAAGAAAUUCGACGCAAGGAAAAAGUGGAGACACUGCCGUACAAUUGGAGAAGUUCGCGACCAAGGACACUGUGGUUCUUGUUGGGCUUUCGGAACUAGCUCAGCAUUCGCCGAUCGUUUGUGCGUGGCCACAGAUGGAGAUUUCAAUGAAUUAUUGUCCGCCGAAGAGAUAACGUUUUGUUGUCACAAGUGUGGUUUUGGAUGUAAUGGAGGCAACCCGAUCAGAGCUUGGGAAUAUUUCAGUAAACACGGUCUGGUCACGGGAGGAAAUUAUAGAUCUGGAGAGGGAUGUGAGCCAUACCGAGUUCCACCUUGCCCACGUGACAAAGAUGGUAAUAAUACAUGCGCUGGUAAACCAAGGGAAAAAAAUCAUAGAUGCACGAGAAUGUGUUACGGAAAUCAGGACCUCGAUUUUGGCAACGAUCACAGAUAUACACGUGACUUUUACUACCUAACUUAUAAUACCAUCCAAAAAGACGUUUUGACUUACGGACCAGUUGAAGCAUCGUUUGAUGUAUACGACGAUUUUCCCAGUUACAAGUCAGGUGUUUACGUAAAAUCGGAAAAUGCAACAUACUUGGGAGGACAUGCCGUGAAAUUAAUCGGUUGGGGUGAAGAAAAUGGAAUCCCGUAUUGGUUAAUGGUCAACUCGUGGAACCCACAGUGGGGUGAUAAAGGUCUUUUCAAAAUUCAACGAGGCACAAACGAAUGUGGUGUCGAUAAUUCAGUUACUGGCGGUGUACCAGUGGUUAACUAAUUGUAGUACCUAGUUACCAAUUAAAUUAAGAAUAAUUCUGUCAUACUGUAUUUUAAUGUUUAAUUAAAAUUAAUUUUAUUAUUUAAAA